This is a messenger RNA of Drosophila ananassae, 1244 nucleotides long. RefSeq lists its product as uncharacterized. The record is from RefSeq and is a predicted model, not a curated record. Bases 366 to 779 code for a protein of 137 amino acids. NCBI's taxonomy places the organism in Eukaryota, Metazoa, Arthropoda, Insecta, Diptera, Drosophilidae. The transcript has 3 exons.
UAAGCGAUGGAGCAACCCCAGCUGGAAGCUAAUUAAAGUUGCGACAAAACAAAAGCCAGUUGCCAGUUGUCCGUCAGUUGUUCUCCACGGAGCAGUUCCCGUAGAAUUGCACUCGGUACUUUGGAGUGUUUGCAGUCCCUCGAGCAGUCCGCCAAGUGGCAUCCAAGGAAGAAUCUGUUGGUUAGGGGUUUCCCAACUUUAUUACACCCUCUUUGCAUUUACACAUUUUGGUACAUUUUGAAAUAGAAAAAGUGAUAAAGAUAGACCAGAAUGAACGAUAUCUUGUGUUUCCAAAUCUUAUCUUGAAUCCUGCGAACCAAGCAAGCCCAACACUCAAAUAAUACCUGGCAUUUAACAAGGCAAAUAUGUCCUGCAAUGAGAAAACAGCGCUGCUGGCCACACAGCAAGGACAUUAUCAUCAGCAGGAACAGCACAUUAUUGUCCUGCCGUCCACGAGAAAGGAUCCAGGGGAUUAUGAGCCCAUUUACACAACGGCUGACUAUUCCUAUGGCCUGACUCUAGAGGAGUUGCUGCCCUUUGCCCUGGAUCCCUGGUGGCAAAAAGUGCGACGCCUCUGCGUCGGGGGCCUAGGACUUGCCUUCUUGCUGACCCUGAUAGCCGGACUGGCUAUGGCUUAUUCCAGCAGUGCCUGUCAGCCGAACAGAGCAAUUAGCGGGAAUGCCACCGCCACAACACUUCCCGCCCCACUGUUCCUGUCCACGAAUGGUACCACCGCCUCCGUCAGCAGCACCACCCAACUACUGCUGGCCAGUUUAUAGCCUACGGAGCCGACUAAUCUGCGGAACUGAUGGCGAUGCUGCAAUCCCCCACGAUGAAUUGCAUCAGCCACACGCACAAGACGCAUUUGUUUGGCUUGCCGGGUGUAGUGGAUGCGGAUGCGGAUGACUGGUGAUGGAUGCGGCUUUCACACUUUACCCCAGUUACUAAGUGUUUACGCCGUAGAUGCGAUAAGCCGCGAUGUGUUGCUCGGCGGAACCAAUUGAUUGUGGGACAAUUGUGUUUGUUUACAUGCCAGAUUACUGCAGUCGUCAUUGUUCGUAUCAACUGCUGAGAUAUUUUCUUAAUUUUAAAUGAAUAUAAACGCACCUUAAUUAAUGGUUUAGGUAAAAUUUUAAAGCAAAAUCAUACAUCCCUUUAGGAAAUAACAGUGUCAUAAGUAGGUAGGCUUAUAAAACUAAAUAAAUACGAAAAUAAAAUUACUAUUAAACGAUCCUAUCAAACAA